AUGGCAACGGGUAACGCUCCGUCGCAUAAGCCUCGCCUUCCGUCUUUUGGAGACUUUCUCUCCGGUGCAUCUCACAGCAAUCUCGGGCCUUCACAGGCAUCUCAGCAUCAGCCGAGCAGAGACAGAGCCCCUCCGGCUAGCGCCACCGGACUCCAACACAUUGCUAACUUCAACACCUAUAACCCCAGCUCGGAGAGGAAUCCAGUGCAGACCCCUAGGCCUGGGUCCUAUCACCAGCCGCAUCAAGGAAACAGGCCCGAUGCAAACCACGUAUCAUAUUGGGGUUAUCCACAAUCUCCAGCGCACGACAGCCGCAUACCUUUCCCCUCAGGUGCUGGAUCACCGGGCCCCGCAAUCGACCACGGCUACCGCAGGAAGGUUUUGAGGGAGGAGGUCAUUCCUGGCAAGGGGCCGUGCUACAUCUACGAUGACGGCACGUUUUGUCAAAAGGUCAUCAACGGCGACUCGGUCAAUCCGAAAUGGGGCACCACCAAAGCGGGCAAGCCUCGAAAACGGCUGGGCCAGGCGUGCAAUUCCUGCAGAGAGAAGAAGAUAAAGUGCGACCCCAGCAUACCCAAGUGCGCACAGUGCCAGAAGUUUGGCCGCGAAUGCAUAUUUGAUCCGACGGCACGAACAUCCUCUUCGAGACAAGCCGGAACCGGUUCGAAUUCCUCGAGCUAUUCCCCUUCUCGUUCGUCGCCGGCGGACCUACAGCAAGACACGCAAUCGAUCCGGAGGGAAUCAAACGCAUCGACGGACUGGCCUGCUGGCCAGCACGAGCACGGUGGGCUGAAGAGUCUGCGCCGGUCCUCGAUGGCACUCGAGAGCCUCUUGUCCCCUGCCACUGAAGAAGACGGAGUGGCAGCUGACGACGAUGCAUCGGAGAUUCUGCGCCCGGCCAAACGGGCCCGCAUCUCGACCACGUCGCCUCAGUCCGGCCCCGAAUCCGAGGGCAUGAGCAUGGGGACGUUGAUGAGUACAAUCCUGUCACCGACCACCCCUUCGGGAUUCUCGAGCAUUACGGACCCUUCUGACAUCGACCGCGACCUGACCUUGUACUAUGUAGGUAAGUACUUUGCCCAUGUCGACAGUGCCACGUACGGCACGCUACCCUCGAGAGCGGUGACGCGCUGGAUCAAAGAGUGCCUUCGCAAGUCCGGUGCGGACCGGAUGCUGCUCUACGCCAUGAUGGCCAUGGGAUCUGUGUUUGCGCGGCGUUCCGAUUCCGAAUCCCAUCGUACCCUGUUUGCCGGGAUCGCCGAGGAAGCAUCCAGAAACUAUGCCGACGAGCUCACGCUGCAGCUGCUCCAGACACGGCUCAUCCUGGCGCUCUUGGCCUUUUCGCAGGGCCAAUACAACAAAGCGUGGGACCUGUGCGGGUCGGCGCUCCGGAUUGCCUUCGGCCUGAAAUACAACACGGAGGUCGGGGUGCGCGCCAUCAUGGAGACGGGCACGACCGACUUUGGACUCGACUACGACACGCUGGUGGAAUGCAGAAGACGCACAUUCUGGUCGGCGUACGUCAUGGAUUGCUUCAACGGCUGCUGCUCGGCCACGGUGGCGUCUCUGUUCCGCUCGCAAUGCCACAUACGGCUGCCGUGCGGACGUGCGGCGUACGAGAACGGGGUGAUCCAGUCGACGCCUUUUGAGCUCGGCAUGAACCUGUACGCCGGGGCGGGCGCCGCGUCUCGAGUCGGACUGCUGGGAUACCUGGUGGAGAUCGCCACCAUCUUCCGCGACGUGGUGGACAAGGCCAGCCGGCUCAGUCCCGCGGCGGCGACGGCCGAGAUAUACGCGGUGGAAAUCGAUCAGUUUUACAAGCGCACGCAGGCGCGGCUGACGGCGUGGGAACGGCAACUCGACACCGCAAUGUCCCAUGGCGGCGACGACGAGGAGCUUGACUCGGUCAGCGGCCUGCACAUCAUGUACCACUACACGGCCAUCACACUGCACCGGUACGUGUACCACGCUGCGCUCGACGGGCCGUCGAUUAGCGAGCGCAUCACGGCGUGCUACGAGCACGCGGAGCGCAUGCUGGGCACGGUGCAGCGGCUCAGCAACCACGAGGAGCGUCGCGAGCGCGACCCGGACCCGCUGUUGUUCCGUUUCGCCACGACGAGUCCGUUCAACGGCUUCGCCAUCACGGCGGCCCUGGACGUCAUCACCGCCGCUGGCACGCUGUCGGACCUGAUGGACUCGCAGAGCAGGACCAUGUCGCUGAUGUCGAGUGGCCUGGAGGCCCUCGAAGGGCUGGUCGGCUUCUGGCACAGCGCGCGCCGUCAGCGCGAGAUGAUCAAGAAACGCCUUGGCACCUUGAUGUCGGCGGCGACCAAGAUGGCUUCCGACACUUCGGGCGCGUAUUACUUUGGCGAGUCCAUGGAGAGCCCGUUCCGACCUGAACAGGACGUCAUGUACGGAGUGGGGCGUGAGCGGUAUUUCCAGGCCUGGGGGUGGUCCGGGAGGUUUAAUGAAGGUGAUUUUCAUCGGUUGGACCUGCCUCUGCAGUCUGGUGGGAGAAGCGUAAACAGUGCGCAAUGA
Exophiala spinifera is the source of this 2538-nucleotide messenger RNA. RefSeq lists its product as uncharacterized. Bases 1 to 2538 code for a protein of 845 amino acids. The transcript has 2 exons. Gene Ontology annotation, cellular component: nucleus. Gene Ontology annotation, biological process: regulation of DNA-templated transcription; DNA-templated transcription. The record is from RefSeq and is a predicted model, not a curated record. Gene Ontology annotation, molecular function: DNA-binding transcription factor activity, RNA polymerase II-specific; zinc ion binding; DNA binding. Lineage: Eukaryota; Fungi; Ascomycota; Eurotiomycetes; Chaetothyriales; Herpotrichiellaceae.